GGUGAAUUUUGCAUUGAGCAAUAAUCUCCGAUCGUCUUCAGUUUGUAGUGUACGUUGGCGUGGCAACAUGAGGCGACUACUGCUUCUCCUUGUUGCAGUCAUUGGAUGCAAUGCACAGGAAUACACGGGACUGGCUGGCUCUGGGCCUCACAUAGUGAAGGAGCCCCUUGACACAGUCUUCAAUGAGGACAGCAACAUCGAUUCCUUGUACCUGGACUGCGAGGCGGACGGAGACGAGAGACCCACCUACACCUGGCGACGCGACGGCCAAGAAGUUGACACCGACGCUGAGCCCAGGUACCAGCUGUCCCGAGGCAGGCUGACCAUCACGGAGCCGGACAGGACGGUGGACAUGGGCAGCUACCAGUGUUUUCCCUCCAACCAGAUCGGAACCGUCAUGAGCAAGAAGGCCAAAUUGGAAUUUGCUUUCCUUAACUAUUUUCCGGAGGCAGGCCCACCAGACAUGACAAUACCACUCAACACGGGGAUGUGUAUAUCGUGUGACGUACCAGCUCACUUCCCAGGAGUCAACGUUUUCUGGUACAACGGUCCGUUCCCCAUUCUGCAGACGUCGCGCACCCACACGACAAUGGACGGACAGCUCUGCUUUGCCAACUUCCAGGAAUCUGAUGGCGGGGAGUACAAAUGCUUCGCUCUCAACACCAUCGACACCGGCGGUGGUUCCUCAGCCCAAAAGUUCAGCGACUCGUUCCAGGUCACAGCCGGGCCUGCAACUGGGGAAGCCGAGUUUGGUCCUGAUCCUGCCAUCGCGGUGGAGGACCAAUCGGUGCUAGUCAACACGGAAGAAACUACACUCAGUUGCUUCUUCUUCGGCAAUCCUGCCCCGAGCAUCCAGUGGCGCAGAAAGACCCCACAAGGUGCUGGGCUGCCGGCCCUGUACGAGCUCAAGAAGGAUAACCAGCUGCUGGUGCUCAAGAACAUCCAGGUUGGCGAUGCAGGGGAGUAUGAGUGCUACACUGAAGAGGGUGGCGGCAGCUCAUCGGGAAAUGUCGUAGUGAACGUGCCGCCUUUGUGGGUCCAGGAAAUCGCAGACACGGAGGGAAAUAUCUACGAGGACGCGAUCUGGGAGUGCGAAGCCGAAAGCCCCGACGACCUGACCUACAAGUGGUAUCGCAACGUUGUGGAGAUCGUGGACUUGCCCAGACACCAGCUCAGCAACGGUCUGAAGACGCUGACUAUCAAGAACCUGACGGUGGCAGAUACAGGGAUGUACCAGUGUGUGGCCAGCAACGAUCAUGGGGAAAUCUACACCACUGGACAGCUGACUGUACUCGCCAUGAAGCCUUGGUUCAGCACCGGGCUGGAGCAGAACCAGGCAGCACCCCGCGACGGCACAGUCACCAUCCUAUGCCAGCCCGAGGCCGCACCAACCCCGACCAUCAGGUGGUUCAAGGGUGACCAGCGGAUCACUAGCGACGGUCACUACACCGUCCAGGACGACGGUAAUCUCUUGAUCACGGACGUGGUGGAUUCGGACGCUGGGGAGUAUACGUGCGAAGCGACCAACAGCAUAGGCGUGGGCUCCAGUACUGGAAGUAUUGUUGUAAGAGAUGGAACAAGCAUCACUGAAGCGCCUACUGACCUGACGAUCGACGAAGGACAAACGGGCAUACUGAGGUGCCAAGCGUCAUACGAUCCCUACUUUGACUUGCGGUACGUCUGGACGAAGGACGACCAGCAGAUUGACAUAAAUUCACCCAACUACGAGCAACCUGAGAUUAGCACGGGUGAGGUGAGCGAGCUGCACAUCAAGGACGCUACUCUGGAGCUGGGCGGGGAGUACACCUGCCAGGCCGUCACCGCCAUCGACGACGUGACCGCCUCAGCGAUGGUCACCAUCAGGGGUAGGCCGGGCCCCCCAGCAGGCAUCAGCGUGGAGGUCAACGGCGUAGCGGCCAACGUGAGCUGGAGCCAUGGUGCCGACAACAACAGCCCAAUCCUGUCUUACAUCAUCGAGGGAAGCACCAACCACGUGCCGGAGUUCGCCGUUCUCCGAAUUGAUAUCCCUGCGGCCAGCACUCACAUCCGUCUGACCGGCUUGUCAGCGUGGAGCAUGUACAAGUUCAGGGUCAUUGCAGUCAACGACGUCGGCCAAGGUGAACCCAGCGAGGAGUCCGACGAGCAGCAGACAGCACAAGACCGUCCGACCAUGGAGCCAGGUAAUGUUGGGGGCGGAGGAGGAAACGAUGGGGACCUCAGAAUGAUAUGGGAGCCACUGCCAAGGCAGGAAUGGAAUGCCCCAGACCUAUAUUACAAGGUCUACUGGCGGCAGAAGGACUCGGGAGCCGAGUUUGUUGAUCAUGAUGUCAUGGACCCAGAGGCUGGGGAGUAUGUGGCCUCGGGGGUGCCUGCCUACACGCCGUUUGAUGUCAAGGUCCAGGCUAUCAACUCCGAAGGGGAAGGACCCAUGAGCCAAGUCUCGGAAGUUUACUCCUUCCAGAGAAGUCCAGAAGAGGCACCCACUGCAGUCACAGCCACAGCCGCAUCAGCAACCAGUGUCCAGGUCUCAUGGACAGGCAUUGAUGCAGAGCAAAUCAUAGGAGUCCUGGAUGGAUACAAACUCAAAUACUGGGAGGAAGGUUCCACGGAGGAGCUGGGAAACAUCGUCAGGAGUCCCGGCCCAGGAACAGAAGCUACUAUCGUGGACCUAGAUCCUAACACUAUGUACAAUAUCAACGUCAUGGCGUUCAGUGGGGGCGGGGACGGACCCCCCAGCACUGAAGUUGCCCAAGUCACGACACUCAAAGCCCCACCCCAACAGGCACCAGGAAAUGUCAAGGUCGCGCUUAAAGGAACCACUGGCAUGACAAUCACGUGGGAUGGCAUCACCACAUCUGAUAAUGAGGAGCCCUUGACAGGAUACAAGAUCCUGUACUGGAAGCAGGGAGAAUUUGAAGCCGAAGCCUCUGAUAAGCAGGUUGACAAGAACACCAACACGAUCACCAUCGAGGGCCUGACGAAGGGCACUACGUACUACGUCAAGGUCAUGGGUUAUAGUUCAGGGGGCGACGGUGUGACCAGUCAACAACAGUCCAUCGAAAUAGGUGCCGAAGGCGAGCCGUCAGCACGUGGCGAUGAGGGUGGUGCAUCAUCAAUCGUCGCACAGUCUGCUCUGGUUAUACUCCUCCCCCUCCUCAUUGCCUUUCACCUACAUUGAAGUGGUACCGCCCAGUGUCUUUUCUGGACCACAGAGAUCAUGUGUACUGUAUACACGUUGUUUUUUUGACAUUAGCCCGUCUGUGCUGCACGAGGUCAUCUGUGUUUAGAAUUAAUCGAUAUAUCGAUAAUGUUUCUCUGGAGUGAUUUUCUUUGAAAGUAUAUUUGGAGGUUAUCGUGAAGUGAGCUUUCCAAACUGAACUCAGUUUGUGGUGCCAAGUUGCAAGUGGUGUGAUUCCAUCAAUUUGUGGCCUAAAAGUACUAGAACGUACUUGCAAUUUUGACAAAUGAUUGUUCAAAGACUUCAACUCUUAGCACUUGUGUAAGAUGUUUGAAUUUGUGUGCUUUCUUCCAUACUCAAAUUUCUGCUCACAUGCUUAAAAAAAAGCUGUACUUUCAGAGAAGUAUGUCUUUUUAUUUUUAAAUGUUACAAGUACCACCGUUACUGACAUGCUUUUUUUUGUGUAAAUUACAUUUUAUUCUUAAAAAAAUUCCCUUUUCGUGUAUUACCAGAGAGACAUUUUUACUUUUUUAUGAGUUUGUGAAUAUUAAUAUGUAAACUUCCUGUGUUUUGUAUUUAAGAAAAAAAAAAAAAUGUAUCAUUGCGUGUGAUGUGUACCUCUGUCUCGACCUAUGGUAGCUCAGAUGUAAUUUUCAAUCGUAACAAUUUCACGUUUCAAGCAAUGGAAUUAAAUAACUAAAGAGAUGAUUGUACACAAACGAAUAAACACAAAAAAAUCACGUGGUUUGGCUUUUCACUCUGAGGCAGUCGAUGAAAUUGGCCAGAUCUUCACAAACAAGAAUUUGAUAUUUACAUUCAACAUUGUGAUACUAGUUGGUCUGCCGUUCUAUGCAUGCAGUAAUAAAGAUAUCCCAAGAUUUUCAAGAUUACCAAGUAAAAAUGGGAAAACAGUUUCAAAAUGGAUUUCCAAUCCUAGGCCUACAUCUUCAUGAUUUUAGUAUCCCUGAGUUGGGGGACUUCAAAAUCACUUUCCAAACAUCGAGACUUAUUGAUGCCGAAGUUUAGACUAUUGAAAAUUAUUACUGGCUGCUUAUUCUAGAGCGAAAUUGGCCAUGGUCAGGCUGAGACAGAGGCUAGUUUUGAUUGUAUUAAUGGCUGCUGCUAUACAUGUAAAAGUGAAGUGUUUAUUGAGGCUUUUUUAAUUUUAACAGUAUUGUCAAAAGUAGCAUCUGUUGAAUGUCUCAAGUUAUGCAAUUUAAUCUUUAAACUCUUGCGUUUCCAGGCCUUGAUGACAUGUACAGUGAAAAACAAUUUCAAAAAGGAUUUCAGCAACUGAACGGCGUAACUCCCAAUGUCACAAAUGAUAUUGAAAAAUAUUUACAGACACUUGUGUCGUCUGGUUCCCUUUCCCUCACAGUGUUGAAGGUGUAUGUUGCUAAUCAAAGCACCAUCCUAUUAAUGGAUUAACAAACUGCUACAUUUGUACAAAGGUUUGAAGAAAAAAAAUCUGCUUGAAAUUGUUUUGUGACUGUUCAGAAAGAGGCUUUUUUAUUUAAAUGUGUACUCGACAUAAAAUAGAUUGUGAAAUCAUUGGGUAGUGAUAUGAA
Patiria miniata (bat star) is the source of this 4746-nucleotide messenger RNA. RefSeq names its product contactin-2-like. The record is from RefSeq and is a predicted model, not a curated record. Gene Ontology annotation, cellular component: axon; plasma membrane. Gene Ontology annotation, biological process: axon guidance; cell-cell adhesion. The transcript is spliced from 20 exons. Bases 68 to 3178 code for a protein of 1036 amino acids. Gene Ontology annotation, molecular function: protein binding. Lineage: Eukaryota; Metazoa; Echinodermata; Asteroidea; Valvatida; Asterinidae.